GCGCGCAUGCCCCUGUGGACCCUGACGGCAGCGGCGUCGCGCAGGGCGGCCUUGGCUCUCUCAUCAGUCACCCUGGCCCUUCUCUGCUUGGACGGUGUUUUCCUCUCCUCGGCGGAGAAUGACUUUGUCCACCAGGUCCAGGAGGAACUGGACCGUUUCCUGCUGCAGAAGCAGCUGUCAAAGGUUCUUCUUUUCCCCCCAGUCUCCARCCGCCUGCGGUAUCUGAUCCAUAGAACAACAGAGAAUUUUGAUCUCUUGAGCAGUUUCUCUGUUGGGGAAGGCUGGAAGAGGAGGACAGUGAUCUGUCACCAGGACAUCAGGAUACCAAGUUCAGAUGAUCCCUCUGGCCCUUGCCACACUCCUGCCUCCCACACCAGAAAGUACCCUGGUCCUCGACCCACCCCCAACCAGGCAGCGGCUGCUGGUUCCCGGGGUGCACGGGCUCGCCGAUGGCAUCGAGGACGCAAGCCGGACCAGCCUUUGUAUGUGCCCCGGGUGCGGCGCAGGCAAGAAGAAUGGGCAGCUCCCUCUACCCCAGUGGUCAAGGAAGAGACCCCAGCUGGUGGGGUCUCUGAAAAGCCUGGAGAUGCUGGUGCUGGGGACCCUGAUACCCAUCAGGGACUCACCACGUUGAUGACUCAGGGAACAGAGGACCUGAAGGACCCAGGCCAAAGUUGUGAGAAGGAGCCACUGCCGGAGCCAGUUGGCACUGAGCCCCCAGGACCCGAGAGUCCAUCAGGAAAGGGAUGUGGGGUGGAGGCUGCCACACAGCUUGGGUCCAGCCUGCAGCCGGCCCUGGAAGAGGGGAAUGGGAGUCAACUGGAGCAGAACCCAGUGGAUGAGGAGGAGGAGGAGGAAGAGGAGGAGGAGGAGGAGGAAGCGGAGGAGGAGGAGGAGCCUGGCAGCUGCUCCGAGGAAGAUUGCAGUGAGCUGCUKCGGGAGAUCACAGACAAGCUGACUGAGAAGGAGAUCCAGAUCGAGAAGGUCCACCUGGACACGUCCUCCUUCGCAGAGGAGCUGCCUGGGAAGGAAUUUGCCCAUGUGGUGGAGAUCUAUGACUUUGAGCCAGCGCUCAAGACUGAGGACCUGAUGGCGACAUUCUCUGAGUUCCAGGAGAAGGGGUUCAAGAUUCAGUGGGUGGAUGACACUCACGCACUCGGCAUCUUUCCUUGCUUGGCCUCAGCUGCUGAUGCCCUGACCAAGGAGUUCCCUCUGCUCAAGAUCCGGCCUCUCACACAGGGAACCAAGCAGUCCAAGCUCAAAGCCUUGCAAAGGCCAAAGCUCCUGCGUCUGGUGAAGGAAAGGCCACAGACGGAUGCUGCAGUGGCCCGAAGGCUGGUGUCCCGGGCCCUGGGCCUCCAACACAGAAAGAAAGAGCSGCCUGCUGUCCCCAGUCCCCUGCCGCCCUGAGGCCCCAGCUCCUAACACCACAAGCCUUUACAGAUGCCGGGACAGCUCUGUGCCACUGUUGGAGCUUCACCGUGGGGUGGUCAGCUUUAAUUUGGUCUAGUUCCACAAAUU
Messenger RNA from Urocitellus parryii (Arctic ground squirrel), 1521 nucleotides. It is a transcript of the gene R3hcc1, whose product is annotated as R3H domain and coiled-coil containing 1. Gene Ontology annotation, molecular function: nucleic acid binding. The record is from RefSeq and is a predicted model, not a curated record. NCBI's taxonomy places the organism in Eukaryota, Metazoa, Chordata, Mammalia, Rodentia, Sciuridae.